Armigeres subalbatus is the source of this 897-nucleotide messenger RNA. RefSeq lists its product as uncharacterized. Lineage: Eukaryota; Metazoa; Arthropoda; Insecta; Diptera; Culicidae. The transcript has a single exon. The record is from RefSeq and is a predicted model, not a curated record. Bases 1 to 897 code for a protein of 298 amino acids.
AUGUCACAGGUCACCGACGAUCAACCUUCUUCAUCUGUAUCGUUAGCUACGUGGAAGCAUCCACUUGAGAUGGAACUGGCGGACCCUGAAUUCUUCACAUCUGGUCCGAUCGAUUUGGUUCUGGGUUCACAAUUCUUUUACGACUUCCACCUUCUCGAUGGUGGCCGGCUACAAAUACGGAAAUUCGAUGACACUCUGCCAGUGUUCGUCAACACGGUGUUUGGAUGGGUAGCCGCAGGUGAAUCGGAAUGCAAGGAAGAUCUACCGAAGGUCAGUUGUCAUCUAGCAAUAAUGGAGACAUUGGAUAAGAAUAUUGAAAGGUUCUGGACCAUAGAGGAGCUAGCAGAGACGAAACCAAGGUCACAGGAAGAAGCAGAUUGCGAAAUGCAUUUCCAGCAAACUACAACUAGAGAUGAAACAGGAAGAUACGUUGUUCAAUACCCAAAGCGUAUCGGUUUCAAUGAGUUAAUUGGCGAAUCAAAAGGUACAGCACUUCGACGGUUCCAGCAGCUAGAGCGAAGAUUGGAAAAGGACGCUGCCAUACGGAAGCGGUACAACGAAUUCAUGCAGGAGUACAUACACUUGAAACAUAUGAAGCCAAUAGGUACACUAGACAACGUGGAAGAUCACGGAAGAACGGUUUGCUACCUUCCCCAUCAUCCGGUGUUUAAGGAAUCGAGCACCACUACGAAACUACGCGUAGUUUUCGACGGUUCGGCAAAAACUUCUACAAACUACUCUCUCAAUGAUGCUCUACUCACAGGACCUGUCAUCCAGGAUGAUCUUUUGGACUUGAUACUUCGAUUCCGCAAAUAUCCGAUCGCUUUGGUGGCGGAUGUUGAAAAAUGUACCGGCAAAUCAGAGUCCAUCCAGAGGACACUUGUCUCCAACGUAUAA